GACGCCUCGGCCCCCUGGCGGCUCGGGGUCCACCCAGCGCCGCGGGCCCGCCGCUCUCCCUCGCCUCGCCUUUGCGCCUCUUCUCGCUCUGCCUCUCCAUUUAUUAUUAUUUUUUUCAAAUGGUGUAGCCGCCAGAGGUGCGGUGCUAAAUUCUUGGAAGGGGCCCGGAUGUACUGAGGAUGCAUUACAAUCUCACGAAAGGAGGCGGUAGUGGAAAGCAGCAGUUUUUGGUGUUUGGUGCAAUAAUGGGGAUCAGGUAAUCACCCGAAGGGAGCAAGAAACACUGCGGAUCCACGGCUUCCUCGGUUUGCGCGAAAGCCGCCGGCCUCGGAGGAGGGAUUCAUCCAGACCCGCUCGCGGCUGUUGCUGCAUUUCUUCCUCUUUGUGGCUUCUCCUUUCCAAGCAGUUUUUGGCCAAUGGUCAAUGAAAACACGAGGAUGUACGUUCCAGAGGAAAACCACCAAGGUUCCAACUAUGGGAGCCCACGUCCAGCUCACGCCAACAUGAAUGCCAAUGCAGCAGCAGGGCUCGCCCCCGAGCACAUCCCCACUCCAGGGGCAGCGCUGUCCUGGCAGGCAGCCAUUGAUGCCGCCCGGCAGGCCAAGCUCAUGGGCAGUGCUGGCAAUGCAACCAUCUCUACCGUCAGUUCCACACAGCGGAAGCGGCAGCAGUAUGGGAAACCCAAGAAGCAGGGUGGUACGACUGCCACACGGCCACCUCGUGCUCUGCUCUGCCUGACUCUGAAGAACCCCAUCCGGAGGGCAUGCAUAAGCAUCGUUGAAUGGAAAUAUCCUUUAUGCUGGGGCCUGGCCAAGGUGUUCCUUGGACCUGCACCUAGGGGCUGGCCGGCCCUCUGGGGAUACCAGGCGUAG
This is a messenger RNA of Peromyscus eremicus (cactus mouse), 872 nucleotides long. RefSeq names its product voltage-dependent L-type calcium channel subunit alpha-1C-like. Lineage: Eukaryota; Metazoa; Chordata; Mammalia; Rodentia; Cricetidae. Gene Ontology annotation, molecular function: voltage-gated calcium channel activity. The record is from RefSeq and is a predicted model, not a curated record. Gene Ontology annotation, biological process: calcium ion transmembrane transport. The transcript is spliced from 2 exons. Bases 417 to 872 code for a protein of 151 amino acids. Gene Ontology annotation, cellular component: voltage-gated calcium channel complex.